CUUCACUCAUUGCUCCACUCUGCGAAGCUGUCACCUGCUGGAAUUCGAGUCGUGUACGGGGCCGCUCCCGGUCCCGGUGCCGGUCCCAUCCCGGACCAAACCCGGUCCUAACCCGGUCCCAGCUCGGGCGCAGCCCGCUCCGCUCCGCGCACGAUGCGCUCAGCCGCGCUCCGGCUCUGCCUCCUUCUCCUGCUGCUGCUGUUCGCGAACUUUCAUUUGGGAUCUGCUGCAGCUCUGAAGAAGAGAGCGAACAAGUCAGAUCUCCUGGAGCCGGACCCCUACACCAAGAAGUGUCCUAUGGGCACAUAUUUGGCAAAUGACCCCCUGAGGUGCAUUCGGUGUAAGGAAGAUGAGUACACUGAGUAUCCAAAUGACUUUCCCAAGUGCCUGGGCUGCCGGACAUGUAGGGAAGACCAGGUGGAGGUGAGUCCCUGCAUCACCACCAGGAACACGCAGUGCGCUUGCAAGAACGGCACCUUCUGCUUACCUGACCACCCCUGUGAGAUGUGCCAGAAGUGCCAAACCCGGUGCCCCAAAGGACAAGUGAUGAUAGCUCCGUGCACGCAACACAGCGACCUGCAGUGCGGUCCUCCCUUGGAACCAUCCUCCAGCUUCUCCACGGGCAUCAUUGUCAUCACCGUGAUGCUGCCUGUGGGCCUGGGCUUGCUGCUGGUGUGCUUCUGGAGAUGCUGCCGCAACCACCACGGCGCAGGGGCUGGUGGAGAGCGGAGCAGGAAGCCCAGCAUCGUGGUGCAGGACAGGCUGUUGCGACGGCUGUGGAUUCGGGACAACAUCCGCAAUGAGCAGAUCGACCAGAUCCAGCAGCGGCAGCCGCUCUCCACGGGACAGGGCUCAGAGGUUCCCCACGACGUGGGGCUGGAGGAGGUGGCACGAAGGACCUCAGAUCCCAACGUGGAAGCCUGGAAGAAGCUGGUUCCAGUGCCAGGAAAAGACCCCAUUUCCUGUUUGCAUCACUCUUUCAGAAUCUUCGUCAAAUACGUGCCCUUCCCGGACUGGAAGAGAUUCGGACGAGCCCUCGAUCUGACGGAAAACGAACUUUACCUGGCAGAGCAGAACGACAGAGCCUCGCAGGAGCCCUUCUUCCAGAUGCUCAACACGUGGCUCCACAAACAAGGCAGCAACGCCUCCGUGCACACGCUGCUGGAGACCCUGCUCCGCAUCGACCUCAACGGGGUGGCAGAAAAAGUCGCCUCCGAACUGGUUAAGGAAGAAUAUUUCGAGUACGAAGUGAGCUGAGGGCCACGGCCAGCCCCGAGUCUCCCCAGCUGGAGCUGAAGAUGUGAAUUCCUCUGAGAAGCCUCAAUCUCAGACUUUUUUGACAGUGUUCUCCCGGCUCCUUUCUCCCGGAGCCGUCGCACAGUUUGGCUGAGCCUGGAGGAGUUGAUCCCUUGCUUGGUGGAGCUCUCGGGGUCCUCUCUGCCACACUCAGCGUUGGUGCUGCCUUAUGGAAGCCAAGCAGGUGCCUUGUUUUCAUGUGGCCAACACUAUGAGCUAUUCCAAGCUGCCUUUGAGAUUGUCUCACUUGCAAGCACUGAUUUUUUUAUACAGACCUCG
Messenger RNA from Numida meleagris (helmeted guineafowl), 1575 nucleotides. RefSeq names its product tumor necrosis factor receptor superfamily member 10A-like. The transcript is spliced from 10 exons. The record is from RefSeq and is a predicted model, not a curated record. NCBI's taxonomy places the organism in Eukaryota, Metazoa, Chordata, Aves, Galliformes, Numididae. Gene Ontology annotation, biological process: TRAIL-activated apoptotic signaling pathway; positive regulation of apoptotic process. Bases 154 to 1257 code for a protein of 367 amino acids. Gene Ontology annotation, molecular function: protein binding. Gene Ontology annotation, cellular component: cell surface; plasma membrane.